UUUAAGACCGUCUCGGUGAAAAGUCGAAUUAAAAUUUUCAGUGAGAAGAUUUUCCUGGAAAGUUACUGGAGCUCUUCUUUCAACCAUCUCUUCAACGAGAGACAAUAAAUACUCAGUCGUCGGCAAUAUUGAACGCACGAUAUUUAGUCAUCGCAGUGCAAUAAAAUUCGGUGGCGUUCGAUUAAGUAAUAGUGCUUUUAUUACUAAUAAAUUAUUUAUCACUAUUGUUUUGAGCUUUGUCGCAAGAAAGUACAAAACAGAGAACUAUGGCUGUGCCCCCAUUCACGCUGGAUCUUGCGCCACUGACCGACAGUCUGCUGGAACAGUCGCGAGUGGAGCUACGAGAGACACCAGAGAUCCGUGAGAAGUCAAUCAGGGAGCUGCGCCAGCUCCUGCACGAGGCCACGGAUCUGCACUACAGGGAUGACGAUGACUUCCUCUUGAUCUUCCUGAGGCCCUGCCACUUCUAUCCCGAGAGUGCGAUUAAGAUGAUGCGUCGGAUUGCUGAGUUCAAGAAGAAUUACUCGUCUCUCUUGAAACACGUGAUGCCGCAGGACGAGAAAUCUGCUUUUACGGAUCACAAUAUUGUUAACGUCCUCACGAAUCUGGACCACAAGGGACGACGUGUACUCAUAGUCAAUUGCGGAGGACCGUGGGAUCCGAAGAUCGUGAACUCGGAUCAGCUCUUCAGAAUAUUUUAUCUGGUGCAUUUGGCAGCUCAGCUGGAGGUGGCCACGCAAAUCCGAGGCGUGGUGGUUAUCAUGGACUUCGAUGGACUCUCCAUGAAGCAGAUAAAAGCUCUGUCGCCGGCAUUCUCAAAGAGACUCCUCACCUUUAUCCAGGAAGCCAUGCCGCUCCGACUCAAGGAGGUGCACAUCAUCAAGCAGCCGUACCUCUUUAAAAUGGUAUGGGCCUUCUUCAAGCCGUUCAUUCAAGAGAAAUUGGGAAAGAGAAUGCAUUUCCACGGAAGCGACAUGAAAUCACUGCAUAAGUUCAUGGAUCCAGAUUUCCUACCAGCCAAUUACGGCGGUAACUUGCCAGCAACCAACUAUGGAGGAAAGGAGUGGUUCCCGUGCAUCAUGGAUCAUGUUGAUCACAUCGAGAAGUGGAAUUCCUACGGAUACGCCAAUGCAAUUCCCUAGACAAGAAAAUCAUAGAUUGCUAAUUAGAAAAAAUUCCAUACAAAUUCCAAAUAUAUUAUACAUUUUUGAUGAGGGUUUAUUCUCUUCCA
Messenger RNA from Phlebotomus argentipes, 1231 nucleotides. Its product is annotated as clavesin-2. The coding region runs from base 267 to 1142 and encodes 291 amino acids. Lineage: Eukaryota; Metazoa; Arthropoda; Insecta; Diptera; Psychodidae. The transcript is spliced from 4 exons. Gene Ontology annotation, molecular function: phosphatidylinositol bisphosphate binding. The record is from RefSeq and is a predicted model, not a curated record. Gene Ontology annotation, cellular component: membrane.